AUGACCUCCGCCACUGUCGACGACAAUGCGCUGAUGCAUCUCAGCGUGGGUGACUUCGUCGCAGUCGUUACCCAUCACAUGAAGGAUGGCAAGCUGCACUGGACCUUGGGCUCCGUAGAGACGCCGCCGUACCUGCGUGAUGUCGAGAUCCGCCUGUGGGAGAAGCAGCGGCUUGAAUACUACGAUGAGGACGACACCCCGGCAAACCCAGAGUCCGAGGAGCUGAUGAAGCGCAUUGCCCAGGUGAAGCAGGACCUCCAGAAGAGCAUUGACCAGUCCACGGACCUUACAAAGCAGCUGCGCGCCCGCCGCGCUGCAAUUAUGCAGCGGCUCCGAGAGGUUGACAAUUACGUUGCGGAGUCGAAGGCCGCUCGCGAAGCUGCGCGCGACGACGUCGAGAGCAUCCCCGACUGCUACUGGCAGGAGCUAAAGUCGUACCGUAUGCCACCUAAGAUGGUGUUGGUGAUAAUUCGCGCUGUGAUGUUGCUUCUCUCUGAGGACGAUGCCCGCACGUGGCUGCAGAUGCAGCGGGUGCUGCGCGACUUCGACUUCAAGCGCCGCAUCACCAGCUACGACCCCAACCAACAGCUCUCUUCUAAGCGCCGUAACUACAUUCUGCAGGAGUGCGUGAGCAAGAGGAGCUUUCGCUACGACCGUGCCAUGCAGUGUAGCAUGGCGAUUGGCCCCAUCUACUACUGGGUGCUGGCUCAGCUUGACAGCGGCGAGGCCCAGUCACAGAAGGACCACGUCAACCGGGAGAGGAUUGCCCGCCAGAAAGAGCUUCGUGGCGUGCUGAAGCAAAUUGCGGAGCAGGAGAAGCGCAUAGCGGAGUAUCAGGAGCUCAUGGACGACCUGGAUGAUCAGUUGCGUGUGUGCAACCAGGGAAACAGCAACGGCAGCACCGUCUCGCGCCCGCACCACCGCAUCUCCGCCAACGACCGCUACGCCGAGAGCCUUGCCGCUUGCGAGGGGAAGGAAUACCUUCGUCCGGCCUUCUACGCAUGGAAGCCAACGGACCGCGUCAUCAUCGUGCUUCGCAAGAAUAUCGUCUGUAACUUUGGCGCCGUCACCUUGCAGGGGCAUGAGGAGGAGGGCUACACCAUGAGCCACUCGCAGAUCGAAAUGUUGGAUGCAGCCCUCAUGCGCCACCAGCAAGCCCUGGAAGCGAUGGGAGAGGAUGACGAGGAGCGCGAGGACAAGGCCCUUGAGGAGGACAUGUUCAAGCAGAGCGACAGCGAAGCCCACAGCACGCUACGCAGCGAUGAGGACAUUCUGGAGGAGCGCCAGCGCAACGCCACCGAGGCGACAUCGAAGCUGCAGCGCAAGUUCGAGGGAAAGAACUGGCAGCGCGUUCUCGACCGCAAGCGCGACGCCAUCGAGGCUGCUUUCACAGAGGAGUCUGCCACGUGUCUGAUGGUGCCGGAGUACUAUAUCUCCAUCGACGACCUCACGGUCGGGAGCCUCCUCGUCGACUUCUCGGUCCAGCACGAUGGCCAGCGCACCGACGCAGAGCUGCAGGGCUGCGUGAAGGCGUGCGGGUACCCGAAAGUCAUGUCGCUCUACGAGGAGGACGACGAGGACGAGGAGAUCGGCGAGGGCCCGGAGCAUCAGAUGAAGUUUGGCGGCGACUUCUGGGCCGGCAUAACCAGCGAGCACCGUGGCGAGAUUGAGGCCGCUUUCCUGGAAGACACGAGCGCUGCGACUGGUGCGCCGCAGGAUGAGAUCGUUGUCCACGACAUUCGCGCUGACGCAGACGAGGGCCUAACGGUGGAUUACUCGAUGCUGAGCACGGGUUGCAAUCCCGAUGAAGUGCAGAAGCGGGUGGACGCCUAUGCCUACCCUGCCGUGUGGGGCCUGUACCAGCGGCUGGCCGGGCUGGAUGGAGUGGGGCCGAUUCACCACGUGCGCUUCUGCGGCGAGCGGUGGGCGGACAUCAUGCCUGGCGCCGAGGAAGCGAUCAAAGAGGCUUUUAUCGAGGACACCGCCGACGCGCUCGGGGUUGCGCCGCAGCAGGUGAUCCCCGACGAGAUCCGCUACGAGAACGGGCUGACGGCGUCCUACGCCGUGGCCCACUGCACCCUGGAUGACGACGAGGUUGAUUCCAAGGCGGAACACUACCAUUACCCCAGUACGUGGGCGCUGUACGACCGCCUCGUGGCGGCGGUCGUCGGUGCGGCGUACCAGAAGAGCUUCGAGGGCGACGGCUGGGAGACGGUGCUGCGUGCGGCGCGACCAGAGGUGUCGGAGGCGUUUUGCAUAGAUACGGCGAGGGCCAUCAAGUCUGCGCCCUGCAAGGUCGACCUUCGCUCUAUGGACACUGACCAGAACCGCCUGCUUGUUUCCUACAACGUUGGUGACUCACAGCAGCGUGCCGACGAGGUGCGCGAGAGCACCCGGAAAUACCCCUACCCGGAGGUAUGGGCACUGUACCAGAUGAUCAUGGCGGAGGAGUCUAAAGGCACUCAAAACCUUACCCAGGCAUUUGACGGAGAGGGGUGGGAGGCGAUCAACGAAAGGAUACCGGAGCAGGUGCGCGAGGCCUUUACGGAAGAUGUGGCUGUCGCCACUCGAGUCGACCAGGUGUGCGUGACAAUCCACAGCAUUAAUACGAGAAAGAUGGGUAUGACCGUUGAGUAUGGCCUUGCUCGUGAAAAGGGCCAGUCCUCGUAUGCAAUGCAUAAGGCAGCGAAGGACUUCGACUACCCUGCUACGUGGAGCCUAUACGAGGCGAACAAGAAGAGCGCGCCCACACGCAGCAUCGGUAAGCGCGCGUCUGGCAUCCUCGAGCGGUGCUUCGAAGGCGAAGACUGGGACAUCAUUGUCGAGGGCUACCCUGAGGAACUGCGUGACGCCUUCUGCUCGGACGCGGCGCGUGUGAUGGGUGUCUCGAAGCACAACGUGAGUAUCAUCAGCGCAGAGAUCGACAGCCUGAUCGUGAAGUACCAGAUUGUGGACCCGCCGUGCGAGGACAGCGAAAUUGCACAGCGUGUGGAGGAGGACGACUUUCCUGAGGUGAUGGCUCUGUACCGUCGCCGCAUGCGCGGUGGCGACGAGGGCGCAGCCGCCAAGAGCCCUGCAGUCCCAGAGCUGCAGAACCUCGAAGGGAUGCUGCCGAAGAUGUUUGACGGAGACGAGUGGGGCUUUGUGAUGGCAAACCACCGCGCGAGGCUGGAGGAGGCGUUUGUGAGGGACACGGCCGACGCCCUCGGCGUGAGCGCUGAGCAGGUGAUUGUGGAGGAGAUGACGGCGGAUGUGUACAUGCUGCGGGUGGAGUACAGAGUACUCGACUGCCCAUCCGACAAGGCGGCAGUGCAAGCGGCCGUGGAGGACUACCCGUAUCCGCUCGUGUGGGAGAUGUACCCAGACGAGGAGGAUCUGGGCAAGUACCAGAGGACCUUCGACGGCACUGCCUGGGAGGAAGUCGUUGCCUCCCACGAGAACGCUGUGAAGGAGGCCUUCGCCAAGGAUGUGGCUGAUGCUCUCAAUACAGACAGGCACUAUGUCAUUGUUAAGUCUGUCCGCGCCAACGCGGAGGGUCUCGUAGUGCGCUACAACGUGAUGAACGAGGCGUGCUAUGACGGGCAGGUAAUGGAUAUGCGGCUGAAGUACGGCUACCCGAAGACAUGGGCGCUCUAUGGGAUGGAAAAGAAAGGCGGCUGGGUGACAACGUCGCACCAAGUCGGCUUCGACGGUGACGACUGGGUGUACGUCGUGCAGGAGAAGAUGCCGGAGCUGCAGAAGGCGUUUGUCAACUGCACCGCCGAGCUAUUUCAUAUAGAUGCGGAACACGUCACGAGCACCAAGUACACGCUGGGCAGCCUCAUCGUGGACUUCGAGCUCACCCACCCGGCGGAGUUGAGCGAGGAGGAGAUCAGGAAGCAGCUCACCGCGUGCCCAUACGAGCCGGUCUGGGAGCUCUACGGCUACCACCCGUGGGACUCGACGGAGGUGACGGAGACGACGCAUGAGGUCUGCUUCAAGGGACCGGGGUGGGCGACCGUGCUGGGGUCACAGCGCAAGGAACUGGAAGAGUGCUUCAGGCAGGGUACGGCGACAGCGCUCGAGGUCGAGCUGGCCGACGUGCGCAUCGACUCGGCCAACUGCACCAAGGAGUUUCUCUUCAUACAUACUACCGUCACCCACCACGUCUUCCAAGAUAAAGAGCUUCUGCAGGAGCAGCUCAGCCGCUACCCAUAUGAGGAAGUGUGGAAGCUCUACGUUGAGGACCCAGACCAGGGCUGGACCACCACCUCGCACCAGGUCGGCUUUGAUGGCGACGACUGGGAGUACAUCUUGGCUGUCAAGAGGAAGUCGCUGGAGGACGCCUUCCGCACGUGCACCUGCAGGUCUCUAGAACUGACAGACGAGCAUAUUACGAACAUCGUCUUCGAGACCAACGAGAAGGCCCUACUGACCACCUUCGAGGUGAAGCACCCGAAGGAGCAGUCAGAGGCGGGGGUGAACCAGAAGCUUGCCGAGUGUGACUACAUGCCCGUGUGGGAGCUUUAUAUUGAUCACCCAUACAACCCGGAGGAGCUCGAGACGACGUCACACGAGAUCGGCUUCGAGGGAGAAGAGUGGAACAAGGUAAUAGAGACACAGCCAAAGCAGCUCGAAGAGGCCAUCAUGCUCGACGCGGCCGACGCGCUCGAUGUGACGCCGAACGACAUCACGUCGAUUAAGACCAGCUUUGAGAACGGCACCGUACUAAUCGUGCGCCUCAACAUUCAACAUCCGGUGCUGCAAGACAAGGAGCUCAUCCAGGAGCAGCUGGGCCGCUACCCGCACGAGCGUGUGUGGGCGCUCUACGAGGAUGCACCACUCACACCCCUUAGCAAGGAGAACGCAGACGGAUUUUGCCGUGACGCCGAAGGCGCGUCUGGCAUCCUCGAGCGGUGCUUCGAAGGCGAAGACUGGGACAUCAUUGUUGAGGGCUGCUCUGAGGAACUGCGUGACGCCUUCUGCUCGGACGCGGCGCGUGUGAUGGGUGUCUCGAAGCACAACGUGAGUAUCAUCAGCGCAGAGAUCGGCAGCCUGAUCGUGAAGUACCAGAUUGUGGACCCGCCGUGCGAGGACAGCGAAAUUGCACAGCGUGUGGAGGAGGACGACUUUCCUGAGGUGAUGGCUCUGUACCGUCGCCGCAUGCGCGGUGGCGACGAGGGCGCAGCCGCCAAGAGCCCCGCAGUCCCAGAGAAGGAGAGGGAGAUGACGACGACGCUGCAGGACUGCGGGUUCGAGGGCACGGACUGGGACUACGUGUGGUCCAUCAAGCAGGAGGCGAUGUGUGAGGCCUUCGCGCAGGGUGUUGCGGACGCGCUGGGGAUUAGGCCGGCUGACGUCCAAAACAUCAACAUGGAGAAGUCGGAUGACGGCAUUGUGCUCGGUGCGAGCGUGACGCACCCGCUGGUGCAGGACUACCAGACGAUUCAGAAGGCGCUGAAGGACCACCCGUUCGAGGAGUUGUGGGUGCUGUACGAGACGCGUCCGUAUGACCCGUGCGAGGUGGUGAAAACGGAGCACGUCAUCUACUUCGAGGGUGAUAAAUGGGGCUCUGUUAUGGAGAGCAGGGGCGAGGAGGUGGUGGGGGCAAUCCGUAAGGACACGGCGAGCGCGCUGAAAUUGCUGGAGGACGACGUGGUGAGCGUGUGCACGAAGGUGGAGUCAACCGGGCUGGUCGCCACGGUCGUGGUGAGCCACUCGCCGCUGCAGGACGAUGAGCUGAUCCAGGAGGAGCUGAUCAAGUGCGAGUACGAGCACUUGUGGGCGCUGUACUGCCCCGAGGAUGAGGCACCACAUGGCACGAAGCACUUCGACGGCUUGAACUGGGCGAGCGUAAUCGCGAACGACAAGGACAGUGUGAUGCAGGCGUUCCGCAUGGACACGGCCACUGCCAUAGGCGUGCACCCGGAGGAUGUGGAUGUGGACGACAUCCGCACGACGGAUGAGGGUAUGGAUGUGGACUACACGGUGAACUUCGCAAACGCGAGCGAGGAGGACACGGAGCACAUACUGCAGGCGUACCCGUACCCGAACGUGUGGGACCACUACCGUGUCGGCGAGGAGGAGGAGAGGGAGAUGACGACGACACUGCAGGACUGCGGGUUCGAGGGCACGGACUGGGACUACGUGUGGUCCAUCAAGCAGGAGGCGAUGUGUGAGGCCUUCGCGCAGGGUGUUGCGGACGCGCUGGGGAUUAGGCCGGCUGACGUCCAAAACAUCAACAUGGAGAAGUCGGAUGACGGCAUUGUGCUCGGAGCGAGCGUGACGCACCCGCUGGUGCAGGACUACCAGACGAUCCAGAAGGCGCUGAAGGACCACCCGUUCGAGGAGUUGUGGGUGCUGUACGAGAUGCGGCCAUGCGUUGCAAACGUUCUGAAGAGCAGUUUGGCUGGUGCUGGCGAACGAGAGUCUUGCGAGCUGCAGCGCGUUUUCAGUGGCCACGACUGGGACCUUGUACUGAAGUUUUGUCGAGAGGAGGCGAGCGACGCGUUCCGCAAGGGUGUUGCGGACUCCGUGGACGUGGUGAAAUCGGACGUCGUGGUGGUGGACAUGCGCAUCGGCAGCCUGAUCGUCAAGUACAAGGUGCGCGGAUGCAACUUGGAGAGCGAAGAGAUCAACGAGAGGGUCAAUGCGUAUGAUUUUCCUGAGCUCAUGGCGCUGUAUCGUGCGCGAGUGCGCGGCGGCGACGAGGACGAGGGUGAAGGCAGCGUCUCGAGGAGCUCCGCGAUGCAACCCGAGGAAGUCAUUCCUGUCGACGUUGCCGACGAAAGUGAGCCGCCGGAAGGAUACAAGCGUGUUGCGCUGAGUGUGAAUUUUGAAGGUGAGCUCUGGGUGCAGAUCGUAAAGACGCACAGAAGGGAGCUGGCAGGUGCUUUCCGCGCUGACACGGCCAAGUCCAUCGGCGUUACCCUGGAGGACAUCCACAUUCCGGAGUGCAUUGUGAGCGCGGUGAGUCUGCUGGUGCACUUCAGCGUUCUCUAUGCGGAGACGGCGACUGAGGAGGAGCUGCGCCACAAAGUUGAUGAAUACUCCUACAGCGAUGUCUGGGCUCUCUAUGACGACAUGGCGGAGUCUCUUGCUGCUGCUGUGUCGGAAGUGAUGGUUAAGCACUUCGACGGCGUUAACUGGGGCAUCGUGAUGGAAGCGUACCCGACGCGUGUCCUGGAGGCCUUCAAGGAGGACACGGCGAAUGUGCUGCAGAGUGAUGUGUCGAGGGUCUUUGUGGAGGACAUCGCUUUGGGCAGCCUCGUCGUGCGCUUCCGCGUGCGGGGGCUGAGAAUCUCACUGAAGAGGGCGACGUUGCUGGUAGACAACUAUGCCUAUCCGAAGGUGUGGGCGCUGUACAUCCCCCGCGAGGAGGCGAACCGCCCUACUUCAAGCUGCAGCACAAGUGAAAACCGAUCUCGCCAUUCACGCCGACGGACUGAGCAUCUUGUGUCGGGGGAGGGUGUGGCACCGGAGGACACCGUGACAUACCUGCGAAAGGCCCUCGCCGAUGCCCGUCGUGAGCGUGAUAUGUACAUGGAACAGGCGGAGCAGGCCGAGAUGGCGCAGCGCGCAAGCGAGAAGAAAUAA
Molecule: messenger RNA, 7575 nt
Organism: Leishmania braziliensis MHOM/BR/75/M2904
Lineage: Eukaryota; Euglenozoa; Kinetoplastea; Trypanosomatida; Trypanosomatidae
Product: putative mitotubule-associated protein Gb4
Exons: 1
Coding region: 1-7575 (2524 amino acids)
Source: RefSeq, a predicted model, not a curated record